AUUGUUUAUCAUUCCCUUAGGUCUUUACAAAAAUUUCUCCGUCAUCAACACAUUUAUUACGCCCCUCCCCUCACAUCAAUUUCACCAAACAUGCGCCAUAUCUGAUUCGACGGAAGACGAACUCGACUGUGUGGCUUCUUCUUCUUCUCUCCCAAAGAUGCUUUCGCAGACGACGAAAUCGAGUAAUUUUGUUUCUUCUUUCACUGUCUCUUUCAAAAUAAUGUUGCAGUUGCAGAGUCGGAUCCCAAAGAGAUAUUUAAGGCCUUAAAGCCCAAUUAGGCCUAGUGGGUCUUCAUAAUGGGCCUUAUUAAUUAAGAUGUAGAAGUGAGUGAGAGAGACGAGGGAAACUGAAACUGAAGCUGUUGAGAAGAAUGGAGGAAACAAAAAGCGGCGGCGGCGGUGUUAGGCUUCACGUCGGAGGAUUGGGAGAAAGCGUUGGAAGAGAUGAUCUACUCAAGAUCUUCUCUCCGAUGGGAACUGUUGAUGCUGUCGAAUUCGUUAGGACUAAAGGUCGUUCCUUUGCCUACAUCGACUUCUCUCCAUCGUCCGAAAAAUCCCUCAGCAAGCUCUUCUGCACGUAUAAUGGAUGUGUAUGGAAAGGAGGGAGGUUACAUCUGGAGAAAGCUAAAGAGCAUUAUCUAGCUCGGUUGAAGCGAGAGUGGGAAGAGGCGUCUUCUCCUAAAGAUGAUACCACCAUAAAAGCUCCUCCUUCUGAUUCAGAACCUUCCACUCAUCUUAACAUCUUCUUUCCCAGACUCAGAAAGGUGAGAGCUAUGCCACUUAGUGGAACUGGAAAACAUAAGUAUAGUUUUCAGCGUGUUCCAUUGACGUCUUCUCUUCCAAAGAGCUUUUGUGAUUGUGAAGAGCACUCUAACAACUCUCUCACUCCUCGGGAAACACAUCUUCAUGAUCUAGACGCGCUUAAUGUGGGAAUAAACGAAGACGAGGUGAAUGUUAUGAACUCCGUGAUGAAUAAGCUCUUUCAGAAACACAACAUUCCAACUAGUGAGCAGGUCCCUGAAGAAGACAAUGAUGAGAUUGAUGCAGACCAAGAUAACCUUGUCAUCAAUGUGGUAUCUAGUGGGAACGAUAUGGGGAAGGCAGAGAUGGAUAUGUUGUCUAGGAAACGGAAAUCAAUUCUCAACGAAACAACACAAAGUGGAAAAGGAUAUGGUGAAGGAAGAAAAGGGAACCACAUUCACCCUAGCAAAAAAAGGCAAACAAUCAGCCAAGAGGAAAGUGGACGACUGGAAUCUUCUCUGGCCACACGUGAAAAGAAGAAGCCUUCUGAAGUGGUACCGGAUAAAUCAUCAGAUGAACCGAGCAGAACAACAGGUGUCAAGCGGUCUAAUGACAAUAUUUCCUGGUCCCAAAAGUCGUCCUGGAAAUCACUUAUGGCCAAUGGGGACAGCAGUGAUUUUAGUGUAUCUAGUUUCUUGCCAGGUGUUAGCUCCAGUAAAGCAGUACAACCUGCACCACACAACACUGAUCUUACUGGGUUUCCUAGCCGAGAAAAUUUGAAGGGGAAGACAAAAAGUAAGCGCCUAACUUCUACAGUCAUGGCAGCGGAUUUACCCGUGUCAGAUGACAUAAAGAGGGAUGAUAGUGACAUUAUAGCAGAUGAUAUAGAGAGGGAUGAUAGUGAUGCUGGGGAAGAUGACGCAGCUAGUGACUCUAUGGCAGAUGACACAGCUAGUGACUCUUUGGUUGAGAGGGAUGAUAGUGAUGCUAUGGAAGAUGACGCAGCUAGUGAGUCUAUGGCAGAUGACACAGCUAGUGACGCUUUGGUUGAGGGGGAUGAUAGUGAUGCUGGGGAAGAUGACGCAGCUAGUGACUCUAUGGUUGAGAAGGAUGAUAGUGAUGCUGCGGAAGAUGACGCAGCUAGUGACUCUAUGGUUGAGAGGGAUGAUAGUGAUGCUGUGGAAGAUGACGCAGCUAGUGACUCUAUGGUUGAGAGGGAUGAUAGUGAUGCUGUGGAAGAUGACGCAGGUAGUGACUCCUUGGUUGAGAUGGAUGAUAGUGAUGCUGUGGAAGAUGACGCAGCUAGUGACUCUAUGGCAGAUGACACAGCUAGUGACGCUUUGGUUGAGAGGGAUGAUGGUGAUACUACUGAAUAUGAAACAGCUAAUGAGUCCAUGGCUGAUGAUCCAGCUAGUGACUCUGUGGCAGAUGACACAGCUAGUGACGCUGUAGAUUCAGACGACUCAGAAUCACUUUCAGAUACUGUUGAAGCGGUACCCCUGGAAUUUGUUGCAAACACCGAGGGCAAUAGGGGGAACAUGAAGUCGAAUGCGGGAAAGCAUGAAAAUGUAGCAGAGGAUUUGAAUUCGGAAAAGGAAAGCUUAGUCGUCAAGGAAGAUGUUGUAGAAGAAGAAGAGGCGGGGAAAGAACCACUGAAAGCUUCUAACAACAAGUCAACAGGAGGUUCUUCAUGGCUUCAGAAGGCUUCAUGGACUCAGCUGGUUAGCGACAAAAAUACGCCUUCAUUCAGUAUAACUCAACUCUUCCCAGAUCUAAGUACUGACAAGGGCGAAGCAGCUAAAGUGAUCAACAAUGUAGAACACCAGACUGCAAGUGCAAUGAAACAAACAGAAUUCACAUGUAGCAGCGGUGGCUUUGUGACUGCGGGAGUCCCUGUGGAUAGUACCCCUGUGAGAAGUUUAGAUGAGAAUCGGCAGCGUCUGAAUAGUAAAAAUUUGAGUGGAGGCAGAUUGGGUGCGAAGAAGAAGACAUUUAAGAGAAAGGUUGGGUCGGGGGAGACAUGCACUUUUAUGAGAAGCUCGACUUCUUUGAAAGAGUGGGCAAAGGCUAAGAAGGCAUUGAGUGAGCCCAGGAGAAAGAAAAAUAGUGAAGAAUGAGUUAGAUUGUAAGACGAUCAGAGGCACCUCAAAUUAUGUAUUCCUCUACAGUUUUUGUGCUUGAAUGAUACAAUACAAAGCUUCCUUCUUUUUAAAAAAUUUAAGGUUUUAACGUACA
Messenger RNA from Camelina sativa (false flax), 2976 nucleotides. The record is from RefSeq and is a predicted model, not a curated record. NCBI's taxonomy places the organism in Eukaryota, Viridiplantae, Streptophyta, Magnoliopsida, Brassicales, Brassicaceae.